GGCAAGGAUAAACGAAAAUUGGCAAAGAAAUCGGAAGAAAAUUUAGUCAGCGCGUGUCCAUCCAAUCGGAAGUGAAAAUGUGCCAGCGGCGGCGGUUCGACUUUUACGCCAGCAAGUACACCAGUUUUAGUUUUCACAGGAAUCACAUCAAGUUGUUUGCCGUGUACAUGAAAACGGCAAAUCUGAUGCAAAACUUCAACGUCCUCAAGCGUUCGCUGUAAGCAGCGCUGCCGCCGCCUCCUACUCUCCCCCGCAGAAAUAUUAAUAU
Messenger RNA from Drosophila serrata, 268 nucleotides. RefSeq lists its product as uncharacterized. The record is from RefSeq and is a predicted model, not a curated record. NCBI's taxonomy places the organism in Eukaryota, Metazoa, Arthropoda, Insecta, Diptera, Drosophilidae.